This is a messenger RNA of Perca fluviatilis (European perch), 811 nucleotides long. RefSeq names its product myelin basic protein b (gene mbpb). Lineage: Eukaryota; Metazoa; Chordata; Actinopteri; Perciformes; Percidae. The record is from RefSeq and is a predicted model, not a curated record. Gene Ontology annotation, molecular function: structural constituent of myelin sheath. Bases 276 to 707 code for a protein of 143 amino acids. The transcript has 4 exons.
CCCCACCCCUUACAAACAACAUCAUCGCUGUACCUAAAUCAGGAAGCACCGACACGUUUUCUUUUCUGUUAUUUAAAACAAUUUUUUUUUUACGGAGACACUUUGGUGAUUACAGCAACGGUGAACCAUACAGGGGAAAAGGCGUUAUUGUUGUUGACGUCCACCGUCGACUAGCCUACUGUCGAAAGAAGACUGACAGUUGGUUACAUCCAGUACAAGGCUCAGCUGUGGAUGCAUUUGACACAGACUAACCGGAGAAGGUCUCUGUCAGCAGCAUGGGCCAGCAUCUAGGAAAGAGGGAGUCUCCCACAGUCAGCAAGGCUCCAUCACCUGAACCUGUAGCAGAGCAGACAGCAACAGCAGCAGCAGCAGUAGCAGCAGAACCUGAAUCACAUGAUGAAGUCUUUGGCCUGGGUGAGGCAGAUGCGAACCAGAACAAUGGCUGCAUCUCGGAGAAGCCGGCGGUGACUGACUCCACGGGCGCUGAGGGCCCCCACCAGCCCUGGCCCCACGCCAGCACAGCUGACCCUGACGCCGCCACGCCACGCCCCCACCUGGUCCGCCUCUUCUCCCGAGAUGCCCCGGGCCGAGAGGACAACACCUUCAAAGAGCGACCCUCCGAAUCGGACGAGCUGCAGACCAUCCAGGAACACAGCGGAGCGGCUUCAGAGUGCGGGUCGGAGAGCGCCGAACAGGACCUAGAUUAGGAUAGCUUCAUUUUUCCCAUCCCUCCCUCUCGUUUCUCUUUUCCCUCUUCUGUUUUUCGCUCUCUCAUAUAUACGAGAGAGACAAGAGCCCCACAUUUGACAAA